ACACUCUUUGCCUAUUAUCAACAACUGAACAAACAAACUCGGAUUUUAUACUUUUUAAGAGUUAUUCAAAGUCUAGAAUCGCCUCCGUCAUAUACUUUAGCUACGCGCACUGCACCAAUCGUUUCUGAAAUAUUUUAUCAGAGCAAACACGAAAACCACAUUCAACAUCAUCACACGUCUGUUUACACAGAGAACACUCUUUCUAUUCACAAAUAUGGAUUCCUCGGCCGAUAUCAAUCAGGGAAACGCCGAAGGGACGCACGCAAGCGAGCCCUUUACCGUGGAGGAAAAUAUCCAACAACUUAAUGCCGUCGAUCAACAAAUUGUUCAGCUCAUGAAGCACACUGCCACAGCCCUCAACGCACUCACAAUACCGCCCACUCCAGAGUCCAACCAAGCCCAAGACCCAGCAUCUGAACCUCCCAAACCAUCACUGGAUCCCCCCGCGCAAAAAGAUGCUUUUCGCUCAGCGACAGAUUCGUUUCUCACUGCAUUACACGCUGUCGACGUCAAGAUGAAGCGUCAAAUAUUUGCCCUCGAGGAGGCUAGUAUCAUCAACCUAGCUCCACCACAGCGUCAAGAGAACAACGGACCGGUUAUGGCAUCUCAGAAGCCAAAUGGAAUGGGCGCUGUAGGCAACAUCGGUGCAGGCUGGCUCAACAGUCGAGGUACGAGAGUGGAAAGGGACAUGGAAGCAGAGCUUUGGGACAAAGCCAAGGGUUUUUUGAAGAAGAACGAAUAUGCUGAAUAGAAUUCAGUUCAUGUGUUGCCCUGGCAAAGAAACAUUAUCUGGACGGAGGGGUACAUGGCCUGGGAUCUUGAGGACUCUAG
Molecule: messenger RNA, 831 nt
Organism: Fusarium graminearum PH-1
Lineage: Eukaryota; Fungi; Ascomycota; Sordariomycetes; Hypocreales; Nectriaceae
Exons: 1
Coding region: 215-751 (178 amino acids)
Biological process (GO): regulation of transcription by RNA polymerase II
Cellular component (GO): mediator complex
Molecular function (GO): transcription coregulator activity
Source: RefSeq, a predicted model, not a curated record